AUGGCUGAGCAGCUGGUUCUUCGCGGCACCCUUGAGGGCCACAAUGGCUGGGUUACUUCCCUUGCCACCUCUCUGGAGAACCCCAACAUGCUGCUGUCGGCAUCCCGCGACAAGACCCUGAUCAUCUGGAACCUUACCCGUGAUGAGCAGGCCUACGGUUACCCCAAGCGCAGCCUCGAGGGUCACUCCCACAUCGUCUCUGACUGUGUGAUCUCCUCCGACGGUGCCUACGCUCUGUCCGCCUCGUGGGACAAGUCCCUCCGUCUCUGGGAGCUGUCCACCGGUAACACUACCCGCACCUUUGUCGGCCACACCAACGACGUCCUGUCCGUCUCGUUCUCCGCCGACAACCGUCAGAUCGUUUCCGGUUCCCGUGACCGCACCAUCAAGCUGUGGAACACCCUCGGUGACUGCAAGUUCACCAUCACCGACAAGGGCCACACCGAGUGGGUUUCCUGCGUUCGCUUCAGCCCCAACCCCCAGAACCCCGUGAUUGUCUCCGCUGGUUGGGACAAGCUCGUCAAGGUUUGGGAGCUCGCUUCUUGCCGUCUCCAGACCGACCACAUCGGUCACACCGGCUACAUCAACACCGUCACCAUUUCCCCCGACGGAUCCCUCUGCGCCUCCGGUGGCAAGGACGGUACCACCAUGCUCUGGGACCUGAACGAGUCCAAGCACCUCUACUCCCUCCACGCCGGCGAUGAGAUCCACGCUCUCGUCUUCUCCCCCAACCGCUACUGGCUGUGCGCUGCCACCUCCAGCAGCAUCACCAUCUUCGACCUCGAGAAGAAGAGCAAGGUUGACGAGCUCAAGCCCGAGUUCGUUGAGAAGGGCAAGAAGAGCCGUGACCCCGAGUGCAUCAGCUUGGCCUGGUCCGCUGAUGGCCAGACCCUGUUCGCCGGUUACACCGACAACAAGAUCCGUGCCUGGGGUGUUAUGUCGCGCGCAUAG
This is a messenger RNA of Penicillium arizonense, 951 nucleotides long. It is a transcript of the gene cpcB, whose product is annotated as 40S ribosomal protein RACK1. Gene Ontology annotation, biological process: rescue of stalled cytosolic ribosome; positive regulation of protein phosphorylation. The transcript is spliced from 4 exons. The coding region runs from base 1 to 951 and encodes 316 amino acids. Gene Ontology annotation, cellular component: nucleus; cytosol. NCBI's taxonomy places the organism in Eukaryota, Fungi, Ascomycota, Eurotiomycetes, Eurotiales, Aspergillaceae. The record is from RefSeq and is a predicted model, not a curated record. Gene Ontology annotation, molecular function: translation regulator activity; ribosome binding; protein kinase C binding.